GCGCGCACGCCAGUGGGAGGAGGGCUUUGUCUCACCACCAGGAGACGGACUGAAUCACAAUUAGUCUCAUAUGCUCUUGUGAUAUCCUCUGAACGCGUGCCUAUGCAUGUGUUUAAUUACGGGUGAAAAAAAUGAGCCAUCUUAGUUAAAAAAGAAGAAAGCAAAAGAAGAAAGCGGACAUCGUGCGUUAGCGCGGUACUGCUUAGGCGGUGCUGCUUAGAAGACUGCAGUAGGACUCUGCCUCUGUCCGUCCCUCCCCGAUGUGGUUUGUGUUCAAGUUCUGCCUGACGUACGAGGGAGCAUCCCAAAAUCUUGAAUGCUUUUGAAACCCACCGUGGCAUGAAAUGGAAAGAAGGCACAAGUAAAUGCUGAAAAUGUCCACUCCUAAUGAUCUCAAGUCAGCCUGUGUGCCGAGAAAUGGAUUGGUCAAGUUGUCUGCACAGCCCAAUGGCAUAGGUUCUGCCAGUAUCACCAAAGGAACCCCAGCCGCCAAGAACCGCCUGUGCCAGUCCUCUUCUGUGCCCACCAUUCUGCCUCCACCCAGCUUGCCGUGCCAUAUUGAGCCUCCACCCAGUGCUGCUUCACUUCUGGGAUCUGAUCCUGACCUUGGCUCCCCCACAUCUGAUCUUGCACCAUGUAGAAAGUUCUCCAAGCCUCUCACUGAACGUCAGAUGGUACUGGAUGAGAAGAUCUUGAACCGCCUGCUCUGGUACUUUACCACCGCUGAGAAGUGUAUUCUAGCCCAGGUGUGCAAAACCUGGCGAAAAGUGCUUUACCAGCCCAAGUUUUGGGAAGGUGUAACUCCCAUCCUUCAUGCAAAAGAACUCUAUAAUAUCCUGCCAACUGGUGAGAAAGAGUUUGUCAGCCUUCAAGCCUUUGCUCUUCGAGGAUUCCAAUCUUUCUGCCUGGUUGGAGUUUCUGAUUUGGACAUUUGUGAGUUCAUUGACAACUACCCUCUUUCCAAGAAGGGGGUAAAGUCCGUCAGUUUGAAAAGAUCGACCAUAACAGAUGCUGGCUUGGAGGUUAUGCUGGAACAAAUGCAAGGCCUAAUUCACUUGGAGCUGUCGGGGUGUAACGACUUCACAGAGGCAGGGCUAUGGUCAAGCCUUAACGCACGACUCACCUCCCUCAGUGUCAGUGACUGCAUCAAUGUGGCUGACGAUGCCAUUGCUGCCAUUUCUCAGCUGUUGCCCAAUCUCUCUGAGCUUAGUCUACAGGCAUACCAUGUGACGGACACAGCUAUGGCCUACUUCACUGCCAAGCAGGGCUAUACCACCCACACCCUGCGCCUGAACUCCUGUUGGGAAAUCACAAACCACGGUGUGGUGAACAUGGUGCACAGUUUGCCAAACCUCACCUCCCUGAGCUUGUCAGGUUGUUCCAAGAUCACAGAUGACGGCGUGGAGCUGGUGGCUGAAAACUUGCGGAAGCUGCGCAGUCUAGACUUAUCCUGGUGCCCUCGUAUCACUGACAUGGCGCUGGAAUACAUUGCCUGUGACCUGCACAAGCUGGAAGAGCUGGUCCUUGACAGGUGUGUCCGCAUUUCAGAUACAGGACUUGGGUAUCUCUCUACCAUGUCAUCCCUCCGCAACCUGUACUUGAGGUGGUGCUGUCAGAUACAAGACUUUGGUUUACAACAUCUGUUUGGGAUGAGAAGUCUGCACCUUUUGUCCUUGGCUGGUUGUCCCCUGCUGACCACCACAGGCCUGUCGGGCCUCAUUCAGCUGCAAGACCUCGAAGAGCUCGAAUUGACCAACUGCCCCGGGGCCACCCCAGAACUUUUCAAGUACUUUUCGCAGCACCUUCCCAUGUGCAUGGUCAUCGAGUAACAAGAGGAAGUUGUGGAGCAGUUGGCCACAAACAGCCAAACCUUCCUCCUCUUCUUUAAACCCGAGGGCUGAACAGUCAUCUUCAUUCAGAACUUGGAGAGAUGGGGGAUAAUUUAAAAAAAAAAAAAAGGGAGAGAGCAAAGAGAGCACCUGCAUUUAAAAUUAGGACGGAGAGACGGUGGCAGAGUGGGAUAUCUACAAAAAUCUAAACGUGUAAUAAUAAUAAUAAUAAUAAUUAAUAAUGAUAAGGAUAAUAAUCGAACUCCAGAACUCCAGCUUUGAUGUGACAUCGUUCUGUGUUUUGACAAAGGGUGCGUGUACAGGUUUCUCCAGUCAUCUUGCGUCCAUUGUACCACAAAGUGUCUCGACGGGGAAGAGGAGUCAAGGUGGGACGAGGCGUAGCGAGGCCUCAGCCCCUGUGGUGGGAGCAGCACUUUGUAAAUGCCAUCCACCAUCUGUCCAUCCAGUGACUUGAAGCUUCCAUACCAUCCUGAGAUUGGAUUUUGGUGUCUCGUCUUAAAAAACGAAGAAAAACAAACAACACAGGAGGGUGAAAAAAAAAAAAAAAAAGACUACUGACUUGGUGGGAGCUGCACGCUUUCUUGCUUUUUUUUUUUUGUUUGUUUUUUAAAUUUUAUUACUAUUAUUUAUUUAUUUAUUUAAUUGCAUAAUUUUUUAAAAUUCUGUUCUCAAAUUUGAAAUCUCGCGAUGAGCAUCGGAGCGUUUCCAGCUUCUCAAAAGAAACCGCGUAUACAUCCAUGGAAGUGAGGCAGGAGUGGACAUCCUCUGCUUUUUUUUUGGGGGGGGGGGGGGGUGUUAUGGGUUCAUCAUCUCAACCGAAGUGUCAGACUAGGACUGGACCAAGGAGGACAUUGAGCUUUAGUGUGCCCCCCCCCACCACCAUGGGAGCCUUUUCAGUAGAGAGUUUAUCCGGCAUGGAGGGUUCAGUUAGGAGACCCUCUCACUUCUUUUUUUUUUUUUUUUUUUAGGGGGGGAGUGGAAAAGACUCUCUGACCUUGUUGACUUGGGCCUUUUUUGUUUUCUAUUCCUCUCCAUUUCUUUGAGCUUAGCCAGGUUGUGUUAUUGUGGGUCUGGACUUGUCACAACACCAGUUGCUGUACUUCACUUUCAUGACUGAUAAAAAAAAAAAAACACUGCUGAA
Erpetoichthys calabaricus (reedfish) is the source of this 2991-nucleotide messenger RNA. RefSeq names its product F-box and leucine-rich repeat protein 16 (gene fbxl16). Gene Ontology annotation, cellular component: SCF ubiquitin ligase complex. The coding region runs from base 366 to 1829 and encodes 487 amino acids. Lineage: Eukaryota; Metazoa; Chordata; Cladistia; Polypteriformes; Polypteridae. Gene Ontology annotation, molecular function: protein binding. Gene Ontology annotation, biological process: SCF-dependent proteasomal ubiquitin-dependent protein catabolic process. The transcript is spliced from 6 exons. The record is from RefSeq and is a predicted model, not a curated record.